Cuscuta campestris is the source of this 1130-nucleotide messenger RNA. The record is from the annotation of a GenBank genome assembly. NCBI's taxonomy places the organism in Eukaryota, Viridiplantae, Streptophyta, Magnoliopsida, Solanales, Convolvulaceae.
AGCCCCAACGUAUUCUUGCGAGAUCGCAACGGAGCAGGCGAGAAGCGGACGGAACGACGGGGGACGGCAGGAGGCGACGGCGCUGCUAGGAAUCUAGGACCAUCGGCGGCUCGGCAGCAAUCCAUAUUUCGGGUUCGUAGUUUAAUAUCCGGUUGCGCGAUUCCAUUCUCCAGGAGUCUAGAUUGUUCAAUUUUCCAAUUUCACCCCUUUUGUACCAUGGAGACGGGCAAAAAACGGCCGCUGGGCAGUGGAAGCCGAUGAGGUAGAGCUUGUCCGACCUCAGAGAGGAGAAGGAAAUGGCGGCCUCAUUCAGAUGGAUACUGCAGCUACACAAGGACGUCCCUAAAGCUGCGAAGUUCUACUCGGAAGGGUUGGGUCUCACCGUCAAUGUCUGCACUCUUCGUUGGGCCGAGCUCGAAUCCGGCCCUCUCAAGCUCGCUCUCAUGCAAUCCCCCAGCAAUAAUGUUGUGGCGAAGGGAUAUUCGUCACUUUUAUCCUUUACAGUAUGUGACAUCAACAGUACUGUGACGAAACUGAUAGCGCUAGGUGCAGAGUUGGACGGUCCCAUCAAAUAUGAGAUUCAUGGGAAGGUUGCUGCUGUGAGGUGUGUAGAUGGCCACAUGGUUGGUCUUCACGAGCCCAUGUGAGGUGUGUCUUAUUCUUAUAUUUACUUCAAACCGAAGACAACAUUGUGAAAGUUAGAUGCUAGAAAACACCCAAGGAUAAAUAUAAUUUUUUUUUAUUUUUUAUUGAGAAAUUUACCCCUUUUUUGGCAUCUAUAGCAUUUGCAAUGUGUGUACUUAUGGCAUCAAUUUUGAGUUUGUGCACUUAAAUAGGAUCCUUCAAGUCUAAAGAUCAGAUGAAGCGAACGGAAGGCAGCUUGGAUCGCUUAUCCUCUCCGCAAAGGAUUCAGAGGACUAUCUGCAAUCGAAGUGGGCGACGCCGGUGGAUUAGCAUUGUCAUCUUCCAUCUGUGACCUCUCUGUGUUGUGUGCAAAUCAAUUGCAGAACGAGAAAAAUCUUGAAAAUCGUUUCUUGCAAUUUGAUUACAAUAGAGGAAAAAGAAGAAUUCUUUUGUUUUUUUAUUGUUUGGAUUUUGUAAAAAUUUUGCAAUGAAUAUUGUUGUUGGCC